Dacryopinax primogenitus is the source of this 2673-nucleotide messenger RNA. RefSeq names its product DNase I-like protein. The transcript is spliced from 7 exons. The coding region runs from base 8 to 2521 and encodes 837 amino acids. Gene Ontology annotation, biological process: phosphatidylinositol dephosphorylation. The record is from RefSeq and is a predicted model, not a curated record. Gene Ontology annotation, molecular function: phosphatidylinositol-4,5-bisphosphate 5-phosphatase activity. Lineage: Eukaryota; Fungi; Basidiomycota; Dacrymycetes; Dacrymycetales; Dacrymycetaceae.
AUGGAACAUGCAUGAGAGCUUACCGCACGGAGAUCUUCGUUCCCUGCUGGGUUAUGUGCCUCCUCACGAGCCUUUAGAGCUUCGUGGGAAGAAUAUCCCGUACUUACCCAGGGAUGACACCCAUCCUUUCCACCUGGUGGUCAUUGCUGGACAGGAAUGUCCUACUCACUCUGGCAUUCCUAUGGGCCUCGGUGCGACAUUCAAAGAUCGACACAAAGAUAAAGAUAAGCAAUCGGAGCGCGAGGCUUCUAGAAGAGACAAGGAAAAAGAGAGGGAUCGUCAACGCCAUUCGCGAAAUGUCAAGGCAGAUCGGAACACAUUUGUGGCGGGAACUAUGUCCAGCUGGUCAGCCAUUCUUGAAGAUUGGCUGCAGAAUGGAGUGGGAUCAAUAUCAGGCGUGCAACCUGCUCUGGAACAAUCAUCUGAUCCAAUGAAUCGAUUCAGAAAUGCGAGGGGGCCGAUGGAUGCCUGUGUUUCUGCGGCGGUAGCUGUGGAGUCAAAUUCCGAAGAAACGAUCGAUUCAACACACGAGGCUCGUCUUUCUGAACCCAAUGUGGCCUGGAAUAUCUCGGAACAAGGCGGAACUGCGACUCUCAGUGCCGAGCAGGCUCGUCUGAGGGCUGGCGUGAAGGGACCAUAUGUUCUCCUGUGCAAGGAGCGUUUGAUGGGCAUUUAUAUAGCAGUGUUUGUUCAGCGAGAUUGUCGUCCUCUUCUAAGAGAUUAUUCUACGGGGACUGUGGCGGCUGGCCUAAUGGGUGGGCGUGUCGGAAACAAGGGGGGAGUCGGUGUCAGCGUCUUUUUCGCCGACACCAGACUUUUGUUCAUCAACGCCCAUCUCGCGGCCCAUGAGGGAAAAGUCGCAUUGCGUCUAGCUAAUCUUCAUAAGAUCAAGUGCGAGCUAGAAGUUGAUUCCUUCCUUCCAUCUGAUGAUCCAAGGCUCCUGUCAGAAGAUGUUACCGACCGGUUUGAUUAUACCUUUGUGUUCGGCGAUUUGAAUUUCAGAUUAGAUUUAACGCGUCUGCAUGCUGAUUGGCUCAUUUCCAGGAAAGAAUACGCACAGGCCUUAGAAUUCGACCAACUUCACAAACUCAUUCAGGAAGGGAAGGUUGAUCUGCAAGAGGAGCCUCCGCGUUUUCCCCCAACAUACAAAUAUGAUGUUCGCAGGCGAUCGAUGCGCGAUACCACAGUCGGUACACGUGCACAUGUGCAUCGAGCACUGACAAAUACUGUGGAGCCCCUCAAUGAGACGGAUGAACAUGCGCCAGGGUCGGAUCAGGAAGAUGACGACGUAGACGAGCACGAGCAAGGGAGUCGCGACUUUGAAUCGAGUUCAUUCAUUUCGAGCGGAUCUGCUUGGACUGGUACGGCUUCGACAACUUGGACAACUGAUGCCGACGACGAAGAAGGCGAAGACAGUGACGGCAACGUAGUAUCCUCUUCCCUUGCUGUCGCUACACAGGCGGCGCAGAAGCUACUCGGUCUUCCUGCGGCGCAGAAGGCCAAAACCAAAUUCAUGGAUUUUAUUGGCCGACCUAUUAGCCUUGCAGCUUCGAAUCGGCCCACCUUUAUCACUCCCGAAACGCUGAACGCCGGUAUCAGCGAUGUGCCCAAAUCUGUAUCGCCAUCCCCAGACCAAAAGCUACCAGUCACACAUUCCACCUCGACGAAAACUCAUCUAUCACGUGCCACACUGGAGGACAAUGAGCCAAUGACGUACGAUUCUUCCAGCAAGCAACGGGUACCAAGCUGGUGCGACCGAAUCUUAUGGAAAACCACCCUCGUUUCGGGCUGCGAGCAUUCCCCAGUAUCAGAACAUAGGGAAUCUAUGACUCGCAGCGGUUUGCGGAGGGGAUAUUUCGGCAACGCUUUGUCCAGUAUUGUUCUGCGAAGUGGACCUCCUUUGGGACGACAACGAAGAAAUUCAACUUCCUCUACAACGGCAGAUAGCCGAGCGAAUUCUUCUGACUGUGAUUCAUCCCGCAGUCUGCACCACUCCCCGACAACCUCCACUAUAUUGUUCAAUCCCAAUAUGACGGCUUCUGCGGAGCGUAGAGCUGUGAAGAACGGGGAUGAAUCGUGUGCUUUGGCAUCUGAGCCGCCACCCGCGAAGCCAUUCUCCUUUGAUACCAAUAUUCCUCUUACUCAAUGGCACCCGCAGAACCCCGAGUCUAGAUCCACAGCAGGGUCUGUGGUAUUCCCCCCUUUUGUGGCACCCAUUCCAUCGCCGCCUCGUCUUCCUCCUGUGUUUGCGGUUUCCUCUUUGAUGCCGACCUUAGAACCGGAUGAGCCCAGACCAUCUACCAGCACCGGCAGUAGUUCCAAGUGGUGGCGUCAUCUUCCAGGGUUGUUAACUCGUGCUUCCGCGCCAGAGCCAUGCCCUGUCUUCCCAUCACAACCGGAACAUCAUCGGGGAGAUGUUGUUGUACUUUCAUAUAAGACUCUUGAUGAUCUUCAGAUGAAGACCCUGGACGGCCGAAGCGAUCAUCGUCCAGUGAUCGGGUCGUACGCCGCCUACGUUUGAAUGGACGUCUGGGCAACUGGCUGGGUAGCCAUACUCGAACGUUGCUGGCAAGUUAUUGAUUAUCGAAUUAAUACAUGUUCGGAGGGGAGGUUUUUAUUGCGGCUUCGAGCCAACGUCAUGUAAUUUGGCACACAGAAACAAUCAAGGGCCAC